This is a messenger RNA of Aureobasidium musti, 1254 nucleotides long. The record is from the annotation of a GenBank genome assembly. Lineage: Eukaryota; Fungi; Ascomycota; Dothideomycetes; Dothideales; Saccotheciaceae.
CAUUGGCAAGAACGAUCGACCGCCAUGUUCGACACGAUAUGCACGCUCCCGCUUUCGUCGGAGCUGUUUUCCCAGGCACUUCACCCCACGGCGCCCUUGGUGGCUGUAGGACUGAGCUCCGGACAUGUUGCGACGCUGAGACUGCCAGCAAUCGAGGGCGACGAUGAGGAUGAGGCCCAGGCCGAAGCUGCAGCAACUGGACGCGGCCAGAUCGAGGCUGCAUGGCGUACACGCAGACACAAGGGUAGUUGCAGAAGUCUCGGCUACAGUCUUGACGGAAGCACUCUCUUCAGCGCUGGUACUGACGGCAUCGUCAAGGGUGCAGACAGUGUGACUGGUAAGGUCGUUACCAAAAUCGCUGUCCCUCUUGAUUCUCCUCAGACCUUCCUCCUCGCAACCGACAGCUCUGCUCUCCACCUCUACGAUACCCGCGAAGCCAAUUUCUCUACCUUUUCCUCCACUCGUCCUUCACAAACACACCACCCUCACGAAGACUACAUCUCCUCCUUGACGCCUCUCCCUGCAUCAGACACUAGCACCUCCGGCUACAGCAAACAAUGGGUCACAACUGGUGGCACUACCCUCAGUGUGACUGACUUGCGUCGCGGCGUCCUGGUCCGCAGCGAAGACCAAGAAGAGAUCCUGCUUUCAUCCUGCUUCGUUUCUGGCCUACCCGCCCGUAAGACCAGUUCGUCAAAGGGCGAGAAGCUCGUUGUUGGUGGUGGCGAUGGUGUGAUUACUCUUUGGGAGCGUGGAGUCUGGGACGAUCAAGACGAGCGCAUCACUGUCGACCGCAGCGCUGGCGGUGGUGAGAGCUUAGAUGUUAUACGCCUACUACCUCCGGAUGUUGGUCCCGGCGGCAAGGUUCUCGCUGUGGGUAUGGGCGAUGGCAAGGUUCGCUUCGUCAAGCUCGGCCCCAACAAGGUCAUUUCAGAGAUCACACACGACGAGGUGGAAGGUGUUGUAAGCCUGGACUUCGACGUCGCAGGAAGACUCAUCACAGCUGGUGGCAGCACCAUCAAGGUCUGGCAUGAGAUGGUCGACGAGGAUCAGCAUGCCUACGUGGAUGGCGAUCUCAAGAGGGAAGCAGAGAACAGCGAUGCAGGCAGUGACGACGACGAUAGCGACAUGGACAGCGAUGACAGCAGCGACGAGGAGACUGGUCGCAAACGCAGAAAGAAGAGAAAGCGUGCAAAGGGCAAGGACAAGUCUGGAGGCGCAAAUAGCAUGGGUUCCUUUGCUGGUCUGGACUAG